AAAUAUACACUCAAAUAAUCGAACAAGAAAUAGCCAAAAUAAUAAUUUUGAAUAUUCUACUGAAAACCGGAAAAAUACCGAGAUAACUCAAUCAAGAGGAAAAUAUAACAGUAAUAAUGAUAGUAGUGAUGACAACG
Messenger RNA from Scutellospora calospora, 137 nucleotides. The record is from the annotation of a GenBank genome assembly. NCBI's taxonomy places the organism in Eukaryota, Fungi, Glomeromycota, Glomeromycetes, Diversisporales, Gigasporaceae.